Messenger RNA from Mesorhabditis spiculigera, 1815 nucleotides. The record is from the annotation of a GenBank genome assembly. NCBI's taxonomy places the organism in Eukaryota, Metazoa, Nematoda, Chromadorea, Rhabditida, Rhabditidae.
AUGACGGACGCGGAACGGCAGCGCUUCCACGGCGCCAUUCUGCAGCUGAAGCGCUCCGGAAAGUACGAUCAAAUAGCUCGUCAACACGCCUCUAUGGGCCAAUCCGGCGGUGCGCAUUCUGGCCCGGCAUUCCUGGCCUGGCAUCGAGAAUUUAUCAAACGAUACGAGUUUGAGCUUCGAAGAAUAGAUCCAGAUAUCUACAUUCCUUAUUGGGAUUCGACGCUCGAGUCUCGGCUGCCACGACCGCAAGACAGUUGUCUGUUUAGCUCUGAGCUGAUGGGCACGGGAUCGGGCAGUGUCACCUCUGGGCCGUUUGCUAACUGGAGAACGAUCGAGGACGCCGACAUCAACUCGGUGAUGAACCAGCGGACCAUCGAUCAAGUGCUGUGCUUCACGGCCGGGCAAGCCGGAUGCCCAAUUCGAACGGAUUUCAACUGUCUAGAGUAUACACACGGAAAUGUGCAUCUAUGGGUCGGAGGAGAAAUGUUCGACCAGAUGACGUCUGCGAAUGACCCGCUAUUCUACUUGCACCACUCGUUUGUCGAUUAUAUCUGGGAGGCAUGGCGUCAAUCUAGACAGACGCGCGCACAGCGCGAACAAGAUUUCCCGGCCGACAACCAGCUCUGCUCCAGCCCGCAACAUUUUGGAGCCGGUCGGAUGGCACCGUUCAACCCUUACAGAAACGUCGACGGACUGUCAAACAAAUACACCGACGAGCUCUACUCGUACGCCCCGCGCCCGACCUGUUCUCCGGCAAACCCGAGCUGCGGAAGCCGUUUCCUAUUUUGUGACUUCUCGCAUGGGGCGGCGCGUUGUGUCUCGAAAGUCAGGGUUGGAGGCAGUUGCCAAGGAUUUGUUCGGGGCGAGGAUUCGUGUUACAACGGCGUCUGCCAGGGAAGCGUCUGCAGGCCGGGGGCCGUUCGACCCAUCACCGUUGCCCCUUCCGUCACCGUACGCCCGCCAGUUAACGCCCCGAGAGCGGCGGACUGCUGGAACGAGAACCAAUGCUGCCAAACGUGGGCCGCCCAGGGCGAAUGCACACGAAAUCGGGGCUACAUGCAAGACUUUUGCAAGGCCUCCUGCAACAUUUGUACCCCGAAUCCGCCGAUUCGUGAUGACUGCUCCGACCGGCACCCGUCGUGUGGCUCUUGGGCGGCCACCGGCGAGUGCACCAAGAAUCCAGAUUGGAUGACCGAGAACUGCCGCCGCAGCUGCAACCGCUGCACGCGGACCCGAGCCCAGACUUGCUCACGCGCCAGCCAAAGCCAGGCGACCCCGGCCCCGAGGAAGCAACAAUGCGAGAACUCACCCGGAUGCUUCAACGAGUUCGCCUGUUGCCCGCUUUGGGCCAUCCAGGGUCAAUGUCGGACGAACUCGCAGUUUAUGACGUGCCAAUGCCGAGUAUCCUGUGGAAUGUGUUUCCCUUCGGAUUAUCCAUAUGGAGCAUGCGUCGAUUAUCACCGCGAUUGCCCCGCCUGGGCCCGCCUGGGUGAAUGCCGCAAGAACCCGUGGAUGGAGGAGAACUGCCGAGCAUCAUGCAAGACAUGCUUCGCCCAAUGGGAGCUGCGCUCGAUGUGCGGAUCUACCAGCAACGCAGGCGGCGAGGCCAAGCUGCGCCUGCACGAGGCAUGGCUCGUCCUGUCGCACGGGCCCGAGGCCGAGCACGUCAACCUAGGAGGAAACCGCCAGGCUUUCGGAGGUGACUGGGACGGCGCAGGCUUCGACGAUGGUUGGGGUGUCGGAGGCGCUGGAUGGGGAUGGGGAGGCUGGGGACGAAGGCGACGAGACGUCGGGAACACCACUUCACCCGAGAAC